AUGUGGAGUGAAGUGGAUGGAGGUCGUGGAGCAAACCAAAUAGCAUCUUGUUUAAUGAAACAUUUAAGUAAUAUAAGUUCUUCCGUCAAGCAAGUUACAUUAUAUUCAGACACAUGUGGAGGUCAGAAUAAAAAUUCACAUAUGAUGGCCAUGUACAUGUCUUGUAUUAAAAAUCACGAAAACAUAGAAAUCAUAGAUCAUACAUUUUUAGUUGCUGGCCACACUCAUUUGGAGUGUGACAUAGAUCAUGCUUUAAUAGAAAAAAAAAAAAAUAGUAAAACACCGAUUUAUCAUCCGCAUGACUGGCUACAACUUGUAAGACAAACUGGCAAAAAAAUCCAUUUCAAGUAA
Molecule: messenger RNA, 351 nt
Organism: Macrosiphum euphorbiae (potato aphid)
Lineage: Eukaryota; Metazoa; Arthropoda; Insecta; Hemiptera; Aphididae
Source: the annotation of a GenBank genome assembly